AUGGGCUGUGGGCAUAGCACGAGUAGUGAAGCAAAACAAAGCCCCACAAGCCGUGCUCCAACAACCAAGGCUCCUAUCAAACUCUUUUAUCUCCCAGGUAAUGUUAAAAUCACACUCACAAAAUUAGUUUCCGCAGGUGUAAUGGGCUCAGAAGCAACUACAACAACAACGAGUAAUUUCAAUUUAAAUGCUCGCUUUAUUGACAUACCAAAUCAUCGAUCCGUUCGCAAGUUUUGGGCUAAAGAAAUUACAAACAAAACAGCAGAGUGUGCAAUGUGCAUUUAUUUAGCUGAUAUUAGAGAAAAACCAUCAAUGCUACUUAAUAUCAAAACAGUUAACUGGUUUCUAAAGCAAAUUGGCCAAAAAGGUCAGCUUUAUCUAGUUAUAAUUUGUAACAAUGAAAUACAAUUAUCCGAAUUUAAAUCUCAUGUAAGUGCCCCAGAUCUUGAUCUCAUUGUUAUCAAAGAUUCUGAUCCCGAAACGGCAAUUCAAUUUACCGAAGUUGUUACUAGCGAAAUCAUCAAAUUUAAUGAAAGAAAGAAGAAAUACAACGAAGCAUCACCUAGAACUCACUAA
Molecule: messenger RNA, 576 nt
Organism: Trichomonas vaginalis G3
Lineage: Eukaryota; Parabasalia; Trichomonadida; Trichomonadidae
Exons: 1
Coding region: 1-576 (191 amino acids)
Source: RefSeq, a predicted model, not a curated record